Penicillium manginii is the source of this 1422-nucleotide messenger RNA. RefSeq names its product acetylornithine transaminase. Lineage: Eukaryota; Fungi; Ascomycota; Eurotiomycetes; Eurotiales; Aspergillaceae. Bases 1 to 1422 code for a protein of 473 amino acids. The transcript has 3 exons. Gene Ontology annotation, biological process: arginine metabolic process. Gene Ontology annotation, molecular function: pyridoxal phosphate binding; transaminase activity; identical protein binding. The record is from RefSeq and is a predicted model, not a curated record. Gene Ontology annotation, cellular component: mitochondrial matrix.
AUGUCUGUUCUCCGUGUGGCUGCGCGCCGUCUCCCUCGCGCCUCUAAGCUGGUCGCUUCGGUUGAGUCCCCGCUGCAGCGACGAUUCGCAGCUACCAGCGCUGCCCAGGCCAAGAAGGAUGUCUCCCUGCCAAACCCCGACCCUACCUCCGACUCCGUCACCGUCAAGUUUGUCAACGAGCGGGCCCCAUUCAUGGUGCCGACCUAUGUUCGCCCGGCUCCCAUGAUGAUGAAGGGACAGGGCUGCUAUCUGUGGGAUAUGGAGAAUCGUCGCUACCUUGAUUUGACCGCUGGUAUCGCUGUCAACUCUCUUGGUCACUGCGAUCCUGAGAUCGCUAAGAUUGUCGCAGAGCAGGCCGAGACUCUUAUCCACGCCUCUAACCUCUAUCACAACCCAUGGACCGGUGCCCUCAGCCAACUGCUGAUCAACCUCACCCGCGAGUCGGGUGCUAUGCGUGAUGCUUCCCAAGUCUUCAUUUCCAACUCUGGCACCGAGGCCAACGAAGCUGCCAUUAAGUUCGCCCGCAAGGUCGGCCGCACUCUGGAUCCCUCCGGUGACAAGCACGAGUUUGUCUCCUUCAACGGCUCUUUCCACGGACGCACUAUGGGCGCCCUCUCCGCGACCCCCAACCCCAAGUACCAAACUCCCUUCUCGCCGAUGCUCCCCGGUUUCAAGUACGGAGACUACAACGAUAUUGAGCAGCUGCAGACCCUCGUCACUGAUAAGACUUGCGGUGUGAUCGUUGAGCCCAUCCAGGGCGAGGGCGGUGUCAAUGUCGCUACCCCCGAGUUCCUGGUUGCCCUGCGCAAGCGUUGCGACGAGGUCGGCGCUGUCCUGAUCUUCGACGAGAUUCAGUGUGGUCUGGCUCGCACCGGCUCUUUCUGGGCCCAUGGCCACCCUUCCCUAGCCCCGGCUUCCGGCGAAGCUGCUCACCCCGAUAUUCUCACCUCCGCCAAGGCGCUUGGUAACGGUAUCCCCAUCGGUGCUACUAUUGUCUCUAGCAAGACCGUUGCCGACCACAUCAAGGCUGGUGACCACGGAACUACUUUUGGUGGUAACCCCCUGGCCUGCCGUGUGGCCUACCACAUUGUGGCCCGUCUUGCCGACCCUGAACUUCAAGCUGCCGUCAAGGAAAAGUCGGCCAUCUUCCACGCUGGUUUUGAUGCCCUGAAGAAGAAGUUCCCUGAUGCGAUCCAGGAGGUCCGUGGUCGUGGUCUUAUUCUUGGUCUCCAACUCACCCCGGCUGUGUCUCCUAAGGCCGCUGAUAUCAUUACUGCCGCCCGCGAGCGUGGCAUGCUUAUCAUCACUGCCGGUGAUGGCUGCAUCCGGUUCGUACCUCCUCUGACCAUCACCGAGGAGCAGAUCAAGACCGGUCUCAACAUUCUGGAGCAGGCUCUAGAUUCCGUUGUGGCCAAGUCUUAG